Molecule: messenger RNA, 2157 nt
Organism: Paramisgurnus dabryanus
Lineage: Eukaryota; Metazoa; Chordata; Actinopteri; Cypriniformes; Cobitidae
Gene: drd4a
Product: dopamine receptor D4a
Biological process (GO): negative regulation of cytosolic calcium ion concentration; regulation of potassium ion transport; negative regulation of adenylate cyclase activity
Cellular component (GO): plasma membrane
Molecular function (GO): G protein-coupled receptor activity; dopamine neurotransmitter receptor activity, coupled via Gi/Go
Source: RefSeq, a predicted model, not a curated record
GGAGAUGCCAGCAGGCACCCGGCACGUCACGAGCUUUAUUCGCAGCCGUAUUCAUCAACUUUAACAAGUGAUGUGUUUAUGAAGACGAGCGUUUUCAAUAACUGCGAUAAUAUAAUGAAACGCUGCGGCCGGUAAUAAUAGCGCGCAAUAACGCGCGCACUAAGCUGCUUUAAAGACGCCGCGCGCAGGUGGAUGGAAAUAGAAACGCAAGCCGGAGAUCAGCGCAGGAAAACUUUCAGGCAGAAUAAUGAAGAAUGAACAACGGUUCAAGGUCUUAAUGUAGUUAUCCAAGUCUGUGAUUAUGGUUAAAUAACGGGACGCGAGCGGAAACGCGCGCAGUUCAUUCGGAUGCGAGAAGAAAACGAGGAAUCUGAUGGCAAAGAAGAAACUGGUUUUAAUGCUGUGUGUUUGAUGAAAGUAUUGCCAGAUGACGGAUUAUUAUAGAGACAGACAUGCCGGCCAACCUCACCAUACCCAACCACACCACGAACUACAACUUCCCAGCACUCAUAUUCGGGAUUGUAUUGAUUAUUUGCAUAAUCUGUGGGAAUGUUCUGGUGUGCUUGAGCGUUUACAAGGAAAAAGCUUUGAAAACCACAACAAACUACUUCAUAGUCAGUUUGGCUGUUGCUGAUCUGCUCUUGGCUGUUCUGGUUUUGCCGCUGUUCGUUUACGCGGAGUUUCAGGAUGGAGUUUGGAGUUUGAAUAUGACUGUAUGUGAUGGACUCAUGACUAUGGAUGUGAUGCUUUGCACAGCUUCUAUAUUUAACCUCUGUGCCAUCAGCAUUGACAGGUUCAUCGCUGUGUCCAUCCCUCUUAAUUACAACCGCAAACAUGUGGACUACCGACAGAUUGUCCUGCUAUCCGCCACGUGGAUCUUAGCCUUGGCCGUGGCCUCGCCGGUGAUGUUCGGAAUCAACGACGUCCCCAACAGGGACCACAGCGAAUGCAAGCUGGAGGACAACAAUUACGUGGUCUACUCCUCCGUCUGUUCGUUUUUCGUGCCCUGUCCCAUCAUGCUGUUGCUGUAUUGCGGGAUGUUUCGCGGGCUGAGGAACUGGGAGGAGGCGCGAAAGGCCAAGCUGAUGAGCAGCAUGCAGGCCUGCAGAAAGCUCCAGGAAGCAGAAUCGUUGCAGCCCCUGUCCGGAUUGCCCCCUCCUUUACCGCCCAUCAUCGACAAAGACCUCGCUGAUAUGUCUCUGGAUGAGCUGGAUCAGGACCAGUAUCCCGACUCGGACAGUCCGUACCAGGUGGACUGUAAAGACGGAGGCGUGUCCAUGCUGGCGUACCCCGGUGAGAGCUAUAAUGAAGAUCAGAACCGGAACCGACAGAAGAAGAGAGCAAAGAUUAACGGACGGGAACGGAAAGCCAUGAGGGUGCUGCCUGUUGUAGUAGGUGCCUUUCUGUUCUGCUGGACGCCGUUCUUCGUAGUGCACACUAUGAGGGCUCUCUGCGAGGACUGUGACAUCCCCAGUAGCGUCACAAGCAUCGUCACCUGGUUGGGUUACGUCAACAGCGCCCUCAAUCCGAUCAUCUACACCGUCUUCAACACAGAGUUCAGAAAGUUCUUUCGGAAGUUUGUUCCGACUCUGCCCAGCUGCUGCUAACCGCUAACAGUUUAUGAACAAUCGAAACGAACCCAAAAAUGUGAAUAAACCAGAGAUAAAAAUGCUUUGUGUAAAUACAGCAUGUUUUAUGACAGUAUGCUUAUUGCUGCCAUUAUAUUUACUCUUGUUUUAAUUUUGUAAGUUUAAGUUUUCAGAACUGACAUCAGUGGGCCUCGUUCAUGAAAUAUGUGCAGAAGGAAUUUUCUCGUUGUCCCACAAUAUUAGUCGUGAUUAGGAAACAUUUACAUUCAUGCAUUUGGCAGAUGCUUUUAUCCAAAGCAAUUUAUAGUGCAAUACAAUGUAUACAUUUUUUUCAGUAUGCAUGUUUCCUCGAAUCGAACCCAUGACCUCUUGCGUUGCUAAUGCAAUGCUCUACCAACUGAGCUACUAUUUUAUUUUGAUUUGUUCUGCAUGUGUUUUAUUAAUAUGGCCAACGUAGGCUUUCUACGAAAACAAUGUCUGUGGAUUGGUUUACUAUACGACGUUCUUGUCACACAUGAUGGAGAUUGUACAGUGACCUGGGUUUGAUUUUUUAUCUUGCAAUCUGAUA